UAUUUCGCCGGCGCAGUAACAACAACACGAUGGCCCCGGCAGUGCUGGACGUGGGCAGCGCGAUGGCGUGGAUCGAGCGCGAGACGAGCGAGGCGCCGACGCCGGACGCGGCUGACAACCUCUGCUUGUACCUCCGCGACGGCCGCGUGCUCUGCCUCCUCGCCAACGCGCUCGCCAACACGUCUGUCAUCAAGGUCCGGCCGCUGGAGAAGCACCGCACGUUCCACGCACUCGAGAGCAUCUCGCUCUUCCUGCGCUGGGCGCGCGACGACGCCCGCGUCAACGAGCUCUUCACGUCGGCGCAGCUUCUCGACGAGAAGGAUGACGCCGCGGUCCUCAAGACGCUCAGCGUCCUGUACCACAAGUACCGCAACGGCGCCGAAAUCCCCAUCCCGUCGCCGCGCGCGCGCCGUGAGCCCGAGAAGGCGGCCAGCCGCGUCUCGAAGCUCACGUCUAUGUUUGGCAAGAAGACGUCCACGGACGACGAAGAUCGCAAGUCGUCGCUGAGCGGCGGUGCCAAGCGCGGGAGCCGCCUCUCGUCGUUUCUGAGUGCCAUUUCGCACAAGACACCUGUCAAGGACGUGCGGACGUCUGUGGUCUCGGACCCGUCCCCGGCGCAAACGCCGCUGGACGACAACCGCCCAAGCACGACGCCCGAGAGCAGCGCCAGCGCUACACCGACCGUGGUCUCGCCGCCGGUCGCCGAGACGACGGUCGCGCCGGUGCUUGAAGCGCCCAAGCCCACGAACCGCCUCUCGUCUUUUCUGAGCCAGACGCCACCGCCGGCGCCUCAUGACAUCACGCCGGUGCGUGCGCCGCAGGAGCCGGUCGAGGAAGCGAUCGCCAUGUCGGGGUUCACAGAGAAGGUCCAGCUCCGCUCGACGACGUCGCCCAAGCCUGAGCCGGAGGCUCUCGAACCCGUCUCGCCUUUUCACCGCAAGCUGCGCACGACGGGAAAGCUCGCUGCGUACCUCACAGCGACGCAUGGCCCCGCGCCGACGACCGAGGCGGCGAUUGAGGCAGUGGCCGAGACGCCUGCGCCAGUCGACGAGCUGACGCUGGCCGUGGUCGACGCGCCGAUUGAGAUUCCCGUGGAGGCGCCCGUGCUGGCAGCUCCUGCCCCUGUCUCGACCAACAAGUUGGCGGCCUUCCUCUCGAGCGGUCCCGCGCCUGUGAGCAAGGUACCGAGCUUCACGCAAGCUGUGUCGUCUGCCAAGGAAGACGUCCCCGAGAUUGCUCGCUCGAUUCCGUCGCCCGCCGUCGAAGCCCCGACGGCGCCGGUCGCCGAGGCCACCGUUGCCGCCUUCGAGGUUGCCGUUGCGCCCGUUGUCGAGGUCGUCGCCGCACCCGCUGUGGAAGAGGUGGCUGCCCCCGCUGUGGAAGAAGUGCCGGUGCCCGCUGUGGAAGAAGUCUCGACCCCGGUCGCGUCGGCUCCAGUCGUUGCGGAAGCUGUUGCCAAGUCUGUGGUCGACGUCGUGGCAGCACCAGUCGUUGCCGCCCUCACAUCGGUCGACCAAGCUGUCGCCGCGCCCCAGACCAUCGGAACGGUCGACGAAGCACCGAUGCUUUCGCAACACGUCGAAAUUGCUGCCGACGCCGUCGACGUUGAAACGGAGACCGCAGCGCCGGCCGUUGCGGCGCCUGCCGUCGUCAUUGCCGACGUCGUCGCGGCGGUGGAGGACGUCAAGGCGGCGAUCGACGACACCACCGAGCCCGAACCUAUGGUGACCCGUGAUGCGCCCAUCGUGGUCGAGCCCGAAGCUGUGGCGCCGUCGUCCAGUGCGUCGCGAUUGACGGCUUUCCUCUCGAAGGCCCCGACGCCCAACAAGCUCGCUGCGUUCUUGCACAAGGAGCCUGUGCCCGCCCCCGUGACGGACGUGCCGACGGUGGUCGAAACUCCGGUUGUCACGGUUGCCGAAGUCGUCGUUGCGCAGGUCGUUGAAGACGUUCCCGCCGUCGCCGAGGUGCCUGCAGUCGCUGCUCCCAUCGAGCCCGUGACCCCCAUGGUCGAAGAACUUCACAAGGUCGAUGACGUUGUGGCCAAAGCCAUCGACGCCGUGCCCGCCCAAGUCGACGCCCCCGAAGUUGUUCAAGUCGUCGCCGCGGUCGUCGACGUCGUAGCUCCGGUGCCAGAAUCUGCUCCGGUGGUCCAUAGUGCCGAGACCCCCGUCGCCCCGGUCGUCACCAAGACGACGGUGCCGGUGGCUGAAAUCCCCGAAAACCAGGUCGUUGUUGAAGAGGCCCCGGUCGUCGCCGCGGUUGUGACCCCGGUGGCCGUCGAAGCGGCCCCGGUCACUGUCGAAGCGACGUCUGUCGUUGCUAAAGAAGCGCCGGCGGUCAUCGAGACAACCCCGGUGGCAGUCGAAGAAGCCCCGGUGGCAGUCGAAGAAGCCUCGGUGCUCGUUGAAGUGACGCCGGUCGUCGCCGAACCCAAGCCUCGUUCCAACAAGCUCGCUGCUUUUCUUUCCAAGGCCCCGACGCCGAGCAAGAUCGGCGCGUUUUUGCACAAGUCGGAGCCCGCUCCGUCAGUCGUGCCCCGCUCGGCGCCCAUUGUCGUGAGUGCCCCCGAGCCGACGCCCAGUGUCGAGGAGGUCACGCCCGAGCCCACCGUCGUUGUCGAUGUGCCCGCAGUCGUUGCGACGCCCGAGCCGGUUGUCGCCGUUGCCCCUAUUGUGGAGGCUCCGGUGGCGGUCGAAGAGGCCGUGGUCGUUAUCGAAGCGCCUGUCGUUAUUGAAGCGCCUGUCGUUGUCGAAGCGCCGGUCGUCGUUUCUGUUGUGGAAGAGGUCGUCGAGGCGGCCGUUGAGCCCAUCGUCGCCUCUGUCGUCGUGCCACCGGUCGCUGUCGAGCGCACUGUCUCGGCCGAAGCAACGCACCCGGAAGCGAACGCCCCCGAAGUCGUCGAGUCGAAUACGCUGCCCGAGGCACCCGAGGUCGAAACCAACGUCGAGCAGCCCGAACUGUCGUCCGAGCCCGAAGCCGAGCCGGUCGUCGACGAGCCGCACGCGCCCGAAUCGUGUGUCGAGCUCGACUUGGCGGCGCAGGUCGCGGCGCUGACGGCGCAGCUGUCGGCGCUCCAGGCCGCGAACGAAAGCCUCGCCAAGGACCUCGCGCUUGCGGUCGAAAACGAAGCCGCGGCCCGGUACUCGGCGCAGGUCGCGUUUGCCGCCCGUGACGCGGCGCUGGACGGCCCGACGUUCGAGCGCCUCGAGGCGCCGGUGCCUGCCCUCUUGGACAACCGCAGCACGCUGACGCUCACGUCGCUCACCGAGUACUCGUUUCAGUACGACGCGACCCACGCCAAGCUCGUGCUGCUGCACAGCACACACCAAGUGCUUCCGACGUGGUCACUCGCGCGACUCAACGGUGUCGACGUGCCGCAUGCGUCGCUGGACGCGUGCCGGAGCCUCGUCAGCAGCCUCGCCGCGCCGUACGUGUGCGAGUUUCUUGCGUAAAGUGGUUUAGGUUUAGGAAGUAGGUUAUAUCAAAACAUAGCAUAUACACAAUAUUGCCAUGUUGUUGUUAG
Messenger RNA from Saprolegnia parasitica CBS 223.65, 3523 nucleotides. RefSeq lists its product as hypothetical. The record is from RefSeq and is a predicted model, not a curated record. The transcript has a single exon. Gene Ontology annotation, molecular function: protein binding. The coding region runs from base 30 to 3452 and encodes 1140 amino acids. Lineage: Eukaryota; Oomycota; Saprolegniomycetes; Saprolegniales; Saprolegniaceae.